Messenger RNA from Meloidogyne enterolobii, 765 nucleotides. NCBI's taxonomy places the organism in Eukaryota, Metazoa, Nematoda, Chromadorea, Rhabditida, Meloidogynidae. The record is from the annotation of a GenBank genome assembly.
AUGAUGAUUCUGAUUACCAAUUCUUCUUCAUUAAAUUUAAAUAAAAUAAUUAAAUACCAAUUACCUUUACAAGAUUUUUCUAAAAAUUUUUGUUUAAAUAUUAAAAAUAAAAAAGAAUAUAGCGAAUUUAAAGAAUUUAUUGUUAAAAGAAAACAAAAUUAUUUUGGACAGGGAAGUCCUAAAAAAAUUGUUGGAGAAAAAAUAUAUUGUAGACAGUGUAAAUCCCCAAUAGAAUCAAAAACCUUAGCAAUUACAGCAAUUACCCAUUUUGGAGUAUAUGCCCAUUGGCAUCCAAAUUGUUUUGUUUGUGUUGAAUGUAAAGAAUUAUUGGUUAAUUUAAUUUAUUUUGCACAUCAAGACAAUAUUUUUUGUGGUCGUCACCAUGCAGAAUUAACCAAACCUCGAUGUGCUAGUUGUGAUGAAUUAAUAUUUGGCGAGGAAUGUACGGAAGCUGAAGGAAAAACUUGGCAUUUAAAUCAUUUUUGUUGUAUAAAAUGUAAUCAACCAUUGGCUGGUUGUCAAUAUGUGAUGAAAAUUUUAAAAGAAAAUAAAAAAGAAUUUCCUUUUUGUUUGGAUUGCUGUCAAAAUAAUUCUUCUUCUUCAAAUAAUUAUUGUGCAACUUGUUUUGUUAAAAUUCCUUGUGAUUAUCCACAUAUUGUUGCUAAAAACGAAAACUCUUUUAAAUGGCAUAUAAAUUCUAAUUGUUUUUGUUGUUCUGUUUGUAAAGUAAUUAAUAAUUAUUUUAAAAUAUAUUUUAAAAUAUAA